Messenger RNA from Gasterosteus aculeatus aculeatus (three-spined stickleback), 939 nucleotides. It is a transcript of the gene knstrn, whose product is annotated as kinetochore localized astrin (SPAG5) binding protein. Gene Ontology annotation, cellular component: mitotic spindle; centriolar satellite; kinetochore. The record is from RefSeq and is a predicted model, not a curated record. Gene Ontology annotation, biological process: regulation of attachment of spindle microtubules to kinetochore; mitotic sister chromatid segregation; spindle organization. NCBI's taxonomy places the organism in Eukaryota, Metazoa, Chordata, Actinopteri, Perciformes, Gasterosteidae.
GUAACGUAAUCAAACCGGAUAUGACCAAAGAGGGCGGGACGAUUUUAAAAUUCGUGCGGUUUGUUUUGGGGAAUAGACUGUUGAUGCCUUUACGUUAUAUACCUACAACAUCCAUAAAGGGGAUUUUUCCUUGCUGCCGUUGCAUUCAUCGUUGCACAACAGAUAAAGCAAAUGUCAUCCAAAAUUCCAAGAGGUGUCAAAUUUCCUGCAGAAAUUAAGAAAACUGGUUGUAAAUUAGAAUCCAAAGACACUGUAACUGCAACAGCCAAUGCUGGCCAAAAGUCAGAUGGUAUACUCAAACCUCACAAAGAAAACAUGUCACGGAAAACGGUUGCCCCUAAAGCCAACAAAGGUGUCUCCACCAGGUACGGGCAACAGACAGAGCAUAGGGGGCAAAAUCAGCACCUGAUGGCAACCAACGACGAGCUGCAGAAAAACCUCACAGAGACACAGCAAAAAGUUGCUGAGUUGGAGCUGCAGUUCAGUGGUCUUGAAAAGGAGAAUGCAGAGGUUCGGAAAAACCUGAAGGACUGUCAUGUACUCCUAGUCGCUGCCAAUAUAGACCCAGUUUUAGGAGAAAGGGUUGGUGAAGAUGCUCAACAAAAGAACGACAAAAGAAAAGAAGUUACGAAUGUCUCCACAGACCUGCUAAAUGAAUUAAAGGUGUUUGGAGACACUGCAUUACAGCAGCGUGCCCGCUUAGAGGGAAUCCAAACAACGAUGAUAGAACUCGCGAAAGCACGGGAACAAAUGAUGCAGGAAAGAGAGAACUUCUCCCAGGAGGCGUCUGAAAUGGAAAGAGCCCUCGAGGAAGCAGAGGCUCUGCUGCUGUAAAAUAAAUAUUUUCCUAACUAAAAAGAAGUUUUAAAAAAAUGUAUGUAUGUUUUCAUUUUAGUGUGACGGAAAAAUAAAUAAAAGAUUCCUUAUCGCUGUACUCUU